Paramecium primaurelia is the source of this 545-nucleotide messenger RNA. Lineage: Eukaryota; Ciliophora; Oligohymenophorea; Peniculida; Parameciidae. The record is from the annotation of a GenBank genome assembly.
AUGAAAUCACAGAUUAUUCUAACUUUAUUGUUCAUUUCAGCUCUAGCAACUGUUGAAAGAGAUUCAAAUCAAGAAGCACUAGAAGGAGUCUGGUCCUAUUUUAAUUAAAAAGGCCCAUUUACAGUAACUAAAUGCGGAACUGACUAAGACCAUAAAGAUGCCUUUUUAUUUACAGGUUAUUUCCUUAGAAAAGCAGAUAUUGCCUAAACAUCAGAAAUUAAUCCAUUGAUUGCUGAAGGCCAAUAGUUCUAUAAUGUAUUAAAUGUAAUCUAAAAAUCUUAGUCUUUACCUUUAGAAACAAGGAAUUGUUUUGAAAACAACUAAGAAGUAAUUGAUCUUGGUAAAUUCUUAGGAAUUGAUAAAUAUACCGAAGAUGAGUUAUAAAAUAAAGUAUCUAAUUGGGUAGGAACUCAUUUCUUUGUUUAUAAAAGAUUAAUCAAAACAGCUGGUAGUGAUUGGAACAAAUGGGAAGAUUAUGAAUAAACUGGAAGAGAUUUAGCUGAAUUAUUACAAAGAAUUUUAACAGAUGCUUAAGAAUAGUGAUC